Molecule: messenger RNA, 405 nt
Organism: Rodentolepis nana
Lineage: Eukaryota; Metazoa; Platyhelminthes; Cestoda; Cyclophyllidea; Hymenolepididae
Source: the annotation of a GenBank genome assembly
AUGGAUGAAUGGGCCGGAAAUUGUGGAUCCUCUUGGGCAUUCUCUUCAACCGGCGCCUUAGAAGGAGCAUUGGCCAGGAAGACGGGCAAAUUGAUCAGUCUUUCUGAACAGCAAUUGGUUGAUUGCACCCGAACGAAGCAUGGAAAUGAUGGUUGCAAUGGUGGCUACAUGUACACAGCCUUCAAGUAUUUGGAAAAUAACACCAUUGAAUCUGAGGCCGAUUAUCCAUACCAAGCCACUGAUGGUCCAUGUCGAUACAACGAGAGCCUGGGUGUGGGUAGCAUCCGAGAUAUUGGUAACGUGACGGAAGGGAAUGAGACAUCUCUAAUGGAGGCAGUUGCUUUGAUUGGACCUAUUUCAGUAGCUAUUGACGCCAGCGCCCUGGGUUUCAUGUUUUAUCGGUAA